GGCCCCCCUCCAGCUUCACCUACCCCGCUCUCUGCUUCCUUCUCUCCACAUCCCUCUCUGUGCUGACAGCUUCCAUGGCCCCCAAAAAGCCAGACCCCAAGAAGGACGAUGCCAAGGCAGCCCCCAAGGCAGCCCCGGCCCCGGCGCCUGCACCUGCGCCAGAGCCCGAGCACCCCAAGGAAGCUGAGUUUGAUGCGUCCAAAAUCAAGAUCGAGUUUACACCGGAGCAGAUUGAAGAGUUCAAGGAAGCCUUCAUGCUGUUCGACCGCACGCCCAAGUGCGAGAUGAAGAUCACGUAUGGGCAGUGUGGGGAUGUCCUGCGGGCGCUGGGCCAGAACCCUACCCAGGCUGAGGUGCUCCGUGUCCUGGGGAAACCGAAGCAGGAAGAGCUCAACAGCAAGAUGAUGGACUUUGACACCUUCCUGCCCAUGCUCCAGCACAUUGCCAAGAACAAGGACACAGGCACUUACGAGGACUUCGUCGAGGGGCUGCGUGUUUUCGACAAGGAAGGCAAUGGCACAGUCAUGGGCGCUGAGCUCCGCCAUGUGCUGGCCACUCUAGGAGAGAGGUUGACUGAAGACGAGGUGGAGAAACUGAUGGCAGGGCAGGAAGACUCCAAUGGCUGCAUCAAUUAUGAAGCAUUUGUGAAGCACAUCAUGGCCAGCUGAGCCUCUCGUCCCAGGGAGCCAGGAGCCCACGCUGGGGACAGCUCAUCUCCCACACAUGGUGCUGACGUCAGCCGCCUGGAGUUGCAGGGAGGAGGGGAGUGCCUCAAGACACCUACAGCAGCCCCCUCCACCGGCCCUGCAGACCUCUGGGUGCCUGUCAUCUCCCCCUACCGGCUGUGCAUCUCUGUCCUCUCCCCAGGGGCCUGAAUAAAUGGCAUCUUUUCUUCCUUC
This is a messenger RNA of Lutra lutra (Eurasian river otter), 899 nucleotides long. RefSeq names its product myosin light chain 3 (gene MYL3). Bases 75 to 668 code for a protein of 197 amino acids. Gene Ontology annotation, molecular function: calcium ion binding. The transcript has 7 exons. Gene Ontology annotation, cellular component: myosin II complex. The record is from RefSeq and is a predicted model, not a curated record. Lineage: Eukaryota; Metazoa; Chordata; Mammalia; Carnivora; Mustelidae.